Lactuca sativa (garden lettuce) is the source of this 1229-nucleotide messenger RNA. Its product is annotated as palmitoyl-monogalactosyldiacylglycerol delta-7 desaturase, chloroplastic. Gene Ontology annotation, biological process: very long-chain fatty acid biosynthetic process. NCBI's taxonomy places the organism in Eukaryota, Viridiplantae, Streptophyta, Magnoliopsida, Asterales, Asteraceae. Gene Ontology annotation, cellular component: endoplasmic reticulum membrane. Gene Ontology annotation, molecular function: palmitoyl-[glycerolipid] 7-desaturase activity. The record is from RefSeq and is a predicted model, not a curated record.
AUUUAUCACACCACAAAUCCUACACCCAUUUCUAUAUUUCACCAUUCAAAAAUGAAAAAUCUGGUCACAGUUUCCAAUACUGUAACAGAGUCGGAUUAUGGAAAGAUAACGCUUUCCGAUGUGAUGGUUACAAGGAAGCGAAACCUCUUCUGGGGACGUAAAUGGAGGACCGUUGACAUUCAAAUUGGUCUUUGGAUUUUAUCCCUUCACUUACUUGCACUUUUUGCACCAUUUACGUUUACUUGGGGUGCUUUCUGUUUGGCAUUUUCCAUUUGGGUGUUGUGUGGGGUUUUUGGUGUAACCCUUUGUUAUCAUCGUCAUCUAGCACACCGCAGUUUCAAUCUACCUAAGUGGCUUGAGUACAUGUUUGCUUAUCUUGGAGUCCUAUCUGGCCAGAGGGAUCCCAUAUUUUGGGUGAGCAUUCAUAGAUAUCACCAUCAAUUUGUCGAAACCGAGAAAGAUCCACACUCUCCCACGUUUGGAUUUUGGUUUAGUCAUAUGGGAUGGCUCUUUGAUAGUGGCUACAUUUUUGAGAAGUAUAAAGAACGUAAUAACGUGGAGGAUUUAAAGAGUCAAGUAUUCUAUAGGUUCAUUCGAAGAACUUAUGUAUUGCAUACAGCUAUAUAUGGGGUCCUCAUUUAUGCUUUUGGUGGAUUUACCUACCUUGUUUGGGGUCUGGGUGUUGCAGCGACGUGGGGUUACCAUGUGACAUUUCUAGUGAACUCAGCUUGUCACACAUGGGGAAAUCAAACUUGGGACACCGGUGAUUUGUCUAAGAAUAAUUGGUGGGUGGCGAUGGUUACCUUCGGAGAAGGAUGGCAUAACAAUCAUCAUGCGUUUGAAUUCUCAGCUCGGCAUGGUUUAGAAUGGUGGCAAAUUGACUUUUGUUGGUAUAUGAUAAGGUUUCUUGAAGCACUAGGAUUAGCCACCAAUGUUAAGUUACCAACAGAAGCUCACAAACUUAAGAAAUCGUUCAAAUCUGAUAACAAGUUCAAGUGAUUCACUCAUCCCAUGUCAAGCUCACAAACUUAAGAAAUCGUUCAAAUCUCAUAACAAGUUCAAGUGAUUUACUUAUCCCAUGUUGUUUUUGGAAUCACUUCUAAUGCUCCCACAUGUCAAUGUGUAUGUUACUAGCAUACUCUUACUAAAUACCGAUCACCACAUGAAUAAUACUAUAUGUAAGGAGAUAUGAUCUUUUGUGUUUUUAAAUAUACGUUCAUUGUUGAAAA